Messenger RNA from Globicephala melas (long-finned pilot whale), 7769 nucleotides. It is a transcript of the gene SCNN1D, whose product is annotated as sodium channel epithelial 1 subunit delta. Gene Ontology annotation, biological process: sodium ion transmembrane transport. Gene Ontology annotation, cellular component: sodium channel complex; plasma membrane. Gene Ontology annotation, molecular function: ligand-gated sodium channel activity. The record is from RefSeq and is a predicted model, not a curated record. Lineage: Eukaryota; Metazoa; Chordata; Mammalia; Artiodactyla; Delphinidae.
UUCGCGGGGCGGGGUUAUCCACGCUUCCGGUUCCGGGGCGCGGUUAGCCGGGGGGCGACCUCUCUAGGCAGCCGGGCGGACGUCGCCUGCGUCUCGCAGCCGCCACCCGCCCCAGGAAGCGGAAACAGUAAGCGCAUGGGCAGUGGCUUGCAGCCUCGCGGGGCGGGGCCCGAGCCCUUCUGCACGUCUGGUCUGACAGCUGCGGCCCUCCGGUUGAUCCUUCAGCCGCAACGCUGUCCGGCUGGCGGCCCCGGGGAGAGUCAGCAGCCGCAGCGGACCGGGGCCCCCCACCGAGCACGUUCCCCUCCUUAGGAACCCCGGCCUUCCGCGGGAAGACAGGUUCUGUUAGAGGGUGACCCCCGCGGUGCCGGCGUGAGCCCCGCCCGACUUCUCUGGGACGCCGACCCUCCCGCCGGCCCCCUUUCAAAGGAUCGGCCCAGUGCGGACUGGGGGGCCCAGUUCUUGUGCCCAUUUAGCAGGAGAGCGGGGGAGGCACUCUGCGUCCCCGGGCCUCAGUGACCGAACCACGUGGGGCCCUGAGAAUCGAGUCCUGGGUGGCCUUGUGUGGCUGCGGUAACGCGUGGGACCCGGAGCCCCGCCAGAACCUGUGCCAGGUGGGGUCCGCCGUGGGAAGCCUGCCCAGCCCCUGCCCAGGGGGAGAGCUGUCCUCAUAAAAAGUGUUGCACUGUUUCCCGACCGAAUUUUCCACCCAGCCCAUCAAUAGGGUCAUUAUGCACCGUGGAUGCCGCACUGAGGCUGGCUUUCCGCUCCCACGGCCCCCUCCCUGGCCCUGGGGGAGGGGGAGGCAGAGCAGGGCGGUGGGGCGGCCAGGGAAGGCCCCGGGGAGCAGAGGGUGCUGCCACUGGGACAGCAUCAAGACAGCCCUGACCACGGGGCCUGGAGGUGUCAUGUGCACCUCACAUCUGCCUUGGGGAACACUGGGGGGCACGUGAGGAUGGCACACAGGUGGGGUUCUGGAAAAGGGAGGGCUGGGCAGCUGGGCAGGCCGACACACUACCCUUCCUGGUGAAUGGGGCUGGGGGUGCCCACACAGGCUGUGCCAUUGCCGGCUCGGCUGUGAGGCUGGUGGUGCUCGUCAGCCAGGACCCAUCUGGAGGGGCCGUCGCUGGGCAGAGCACAGGGCUCCGUGCAGCAGAGCUGCAGUUCAGACCCCAAGUUCUCACCCCUGACCACGACCCUGACUGCCUCUCGGAAUAGACCACCGGUCAACGGGGUAACUGACCACGUGGCGAUUGACGGUGGACUCCAAGCCCUGACGGGUGUAGCCGUGGCCACUGGCAGAGGGCGGGAGGGCGGCCAUGCUCGCCCCCGAGUCUGGCCCACCCAGGGCGCCUCAGGCAGGAUCUGAGCGGCCACUGCAGGGCUGGCCCCUGACCCAGGGCAGAAGCAGAAGGAGUGCCCGUCGUCCCUCGGCCCAGCACCAGGCGAGUCGGCCCGUGGGAAGCCAGCCUGCUACGUCUCUGGCCCCCAGUGUCCCCCGGUGCUGGCCCGCCCUCCUCCUGGGGAGGCUGACAGUCCCCAGGCCCCACCUCCUGCUGCCACGCUCAGGAAAUAGCUCAGCCUGCCCUUCACUCCCCCGCCUUCCCCCGCACCCGGGCUCUGCCAUCCCCACACAGGGUGGGCCCAGCUGUUUCUAGCUCACGGAGAGUUCUACAAGGGAGGCCACCCUGAGGCGCCAGAGUGUUUCAAACGCAGGUGUGGGGCAGACCCACGGCCGGACCCUGAGCCCCACACGGGCAGCGUCACGCACUCUGCCCACCGCAGCCAGCCGGAGCCCCCUCUGUGGUGGCAGGAGCCCCUGCCUGCCACUGCGGUCAAUGCCUGGGGGAUGGAGAGUUUCUGCAGUUGCACCGAGGAGGCCCCUUACCCUCCGGCGGGCAUGGACUCCAGAUGGGCCAGCUCCAGGGCGGGGAGGAUGCCCCUACCUGCCCACCCCCCCAGGAAUCCCACACACACGUGCAGAGCCCAUGAGCUCAGACUUCACGUCUGUUGCACUGGAAUUCCCCCAGGGCCAACCCUGAGCUGUCCCUGAGGGUGGAGGUGGAGCCCAGGCACCCGCAGUCUGCAGGGCAGCCCCGGCCUGCAAAGGGACGCCUUGGUGCCUCUAGGCCCAGCCUCGGUGAAGGCCACCACUUGAAGGCUAGGGCCAGCCGUCCUUCUGGGGAGAGGGCGGGGGACGGGGGCCCUCCGCCUUUCCCUUCUCUAAUCCUUUCAACAUACAGCCGUCAAGGGAGCUGGGGAAGCCCUGUCCCGCCCCCAGGCACCACCUACUGCUCCUCCAGGGACUGGAGGGGCCUGGUGAGGCAGGCGAGGGCACGGGCCCAGAAGGGAGGAGGGGGCUGCUGGCCUCACUGCCACUGGACGCAGUCUCUGUGUCUCUGCCCUCCCAAAGGCAGGCUCUGGGGUGGCCGCCUCAGGAGGAGGAAGGAGGGGCUCUGACACUGGCCCAGUGACAUCAGUUGGUCUCACCUCUGAGCCUCGAGGAAACUCAAUCCCACUUUGUAUCUGAGGAAACGGGCUCAGAGAAGUUGAGUAACUUGGGCAAUGUCAUACAGUCGAUGAGUGGCAAAGCUGUGAUUCGCACUCACGCCCAGAUGAGUCCAGGGCCAGCUCUUCCCCAAGCGUGACUUCCCUCUCCCAGAGGUCUCCUGUGGCCAUCUGCCUCCUUCCAAAGCCACGAGGCUGGUGACCUCACGCCUCCUCAGAGCCAAGGCCCCACCAGAAGGGCCUGGUGGAGGUGGGGGCUUCCUCCCUCAUCUCAGCCCGGGUCCUCAGCACCGAUUUGGGGUGGGGUGUCAGGAACCCAGAGCCUGUGUGGGGAGGGGCAGAGGGCCUGAGUCGACCCCUCAAGCCUGGGACCAGGCUGAGGGUCCGGUCACUUGGGAUGACGAGGCCUCUGGGUCAUCCUAGAGCCAUGUUGGGUCCCCCGGCCUGUCACCCUGGGGCUGUCCUGCCUCCAGCACACUGGCUGGCCUCAUGCAACCACACUGAGGCCGAGGGUUUCAGCAACCGAGAUGGUGUGUCCCUAGGGUGUGGUGCUGUCUUCGUGGGUGGUGCGUGGUCUUAGUAUCUCCUGGGAGGCUGAGCUGUGGGCGCCAUCUCCCACCUGGGCCCCAGCUCCUUCCCACAGUCCCCGCCUGUCCCAGGGGCUGGGCAGCCAGCCCUGGCAGACCCCUGUGUUCUGGGAAUGAAGGCCCCUGCCCAGCGACCCUUGGCCACAAACACUUGUGGUCAGAGGCCUGGCAGGUGGAGGCGAGCAGGCAUCCUUGCAGGCCAGGCUGGAGGAGAGUGGACAGGGCAGGGGGCAUGCAGGGUCUGCUGCAGCGGGGUCCCUCCUCGCCCUCCAGAAACCUCGGGCCCCUCACCCCAGCCAGGGCCAGGGCCCCAAGCCUGGCGCAAGGAACCGGGGCAGGAAAGCUUCCCACCGGGGAAAGACGCCAGUGCCUGCAGCCAAAGGCUUCCCCUUCCAGGACCAGAGCAGGUGUGACUGCCCCCAGACGGGUCCCUCCCCACCGCCACGUCCCACGCCCAGCCUGUUGUAACUAGGAGGCUGCCUGGCCAGCGUUGGGCCACGGCUGCUUUGUCACCUGCUAGAACCGCCAGCAGCACCGCCACUGUCGCAGCCACCCAGCACGGGAGGUUGGAGACACCCACACAGGGAGGCUCCAGCCUCAAGGUCCCAGGGGUGCCUGAGGUGGCCUGUGGCCGGGGCAGUUGGGGCAGGCCAUCUCUCCGGGUCUCCCCUGCCUGAAGUGGAGGGGCCACAUCCCACGUGAGAGGGCAGGGGCUCCUGUCCACACCUUCAUCACGCCACCCCCACUGACAGAGGGCUUGCUGUGUGUGAGAGGAGUGUGUUUUCGUGCAAGUGUGUGUGUGUGCGUGUGCUGCGUGAAGGGGCCAUGCACCCCUGCUCCUGCCGCAGCUGAGGCGUCAGGGACCCGCGGUGCCCACACUCACCCCAGCGCAUCCGCCCCAGUGGCAGGACCCUGCUCCCCGUCUCAGGAAGCCCUGGAGGUGCCUGGGUCUCCAGAGCCACCCUCCUCCUGCUCCAGCUGGGGGGGGAGGCGGCCGGUACGGAGUCCCAAAGAACCUUCUGGAGCCCCUUUUGCCUCGCCAGUAUCACAGGGCUGAGGAUCCUGCCUUCCCUGUGAGGGCUCAGUGUGAUCACGGGACACACGUGUGGGCAGCGCUCUGUCCCGUGUGGGACCCGCCAUCAGCACCCCAUGCUGGCAUGUGCCCCUGGCCAGGCCACCUCCACAAACCCGAGGCCUGGGCCCCACACAGCUGGCUGGUGCUAGGGUGCCAGCACGUGCCAGCUGAAUGCACCAGGCCCUUCCUCUGGCUCAGCGCCCUCCCCAAGCGCCAGCCCAGGCCCCAUUGGCUGGAGGGGCCAGAACUCAGGGGGCUGCACCCCAAGUGUGAGAGGCCUGACGAUUCAGACCAAGAUGGGGACAUUGUGGGAAGUCCGCAGUAGGCCCGGGCAGUGACUCAGUGCGUGUCCUGGACCGGCAGGCCUGACCUGGUCAGGGCUCCACGGCCCUGCACACUGGGGGACCUGGGUCCCGGUACGCUGGAGCCUCCGGGUGGGAAUGGGGGCCAGGCAGGCCUCGGGUCCACCUCCUUGCGGCCCUCAGAUCCCCACCACGUCUGGCCCAUCAGCCUGCUGCCUACUUUUCCGGAAGCCCGAGGCCCACGAAUGGACCAUCCCUGGGGACUCAGCUCGGUGGACAACUCCCCACCCCAGGCCAGCAGCGCCCACCGGUCUACAGGCCUGACCCUUGGCCCAGAUGUGGCCAGACCUGCCUGGCUCCAUCGGCCCCAGUCAAAGUGGCCAUGCUGGCCGCUGAGGGUUGGUGGAGGCCGUGGAGGCCCAGAGUCCCGUCAAUCCUCAGCACUGAGCAGGUCACCUGGUUGCCCCUCACCAGAGGCCCCUGGCCCACUUGGCAGAUGGCAGCAGAGACCCACCCAGCCUCGAGCCUGCCUGCAAACAAGGCCAGGCGUGGCCUGAACACCAUGUCCCCUGCUGUCCCUGCCCCACCGCCCAGGCUCAGCUCUGGCCAUGACAAGACACACCCGCGGAGGCCGCCUGGUGCCCUGCCGGUCAUCACAGGGGAGGGCCGCAGCGUCGGUCCCAAGUAUGGACCAGCUUCUGAUGGGGCCUCUCUUGGGCAUCAGCAGGCCGGGCUGGGCCACUGGAGGCUGAGGGAUGCGACGGUCCCGGGAGUUCCCAGGGACAGAGAAUGGAAGUCGAUGGCAUGGCCCCGGGUGGGGACACCUGGGUGGGGUCAGACCGGACGGUGGGCUGGGACCCCACUGAGGCUCGCUUCUGGGAUUCAGGCUGGAGCCAUGGCCCAAGCAACUGGUGGGGGGCUGGGGACCCGAACGUGCCCCCAGCUGCCGCCAUCGCCACCACCGCCCCCGCCCGAGGAGGAGCGUGGGGAGAGGCUGGUGGAGCUGCGCGCCUCGUUGAGGGAGCUGGUCGCCACCUUCUGCACCAACGGCACCAUCCACGGCGCCAUCCGCCUUGUGUGCUCCAGCCAGAACCGCCUCAAGACUGCAUCCUGGGGGCUGCGGCUCGCGCGGGCCCUGGGCGUGCUCUGCUGGCAGCUCGGGCUCCUCUUCAGGCAGUACUGGCGCUACCCGGUCAUCAUGACGGUGUCCGUACACUCGGAGCGCGGCACACGCAAGCUCUUCCUGUCGGUCACCCUGUGCGACGUGAACCCGCGCCGGCCACACCCAGCCCGCCGCCCCCUGUGGGCGCUGGACAACUUUGCCCGGCAGAACAUCUACUCCCUGUGUGGGUUCAACUUCAGCGACAGCGUGGAUGCCCCAGGGGCCAAGGCCCCGGGCCCCGAGCCCACCUUCCAGCUGGACCGCGGGAUCCACCUCCAAGGUGCCGCCCAGUGUAACAGCGCCGGAGGCGACUGCACCCAGCAGGCCUACUCCUCCGGCGUGGUGGCCGCCCGGGAGUGGUACCGCUUGCACCGCGUGAACGUUCUGGGCCUGCUGCCCACGAGGACGGCCACCACAGCCGCGGCAGACACUGUCUUCUCCUGCCGCUACGACGGCCAGGACCGCCAGGCCCAACGCUUCCAGACCUCGCACCACCCCAGCUACGGCAGCUGCUACACCUUCAACGGUGUCUGGGCCGCGCAGCACCCUGGCAUCACCCACGCUGAGUGCCAGCCUGGGCUGGGUGUGGGCGGGGUGUCCAGGCCGGCCUGGCCUCACCCCCGGCCUCCCCCAGGGGUCAGCCUGGCCCUCGGGGCGAAGCAGCAGGAUCAUCUUCUUCUGCUGCCCACGGAGGCCGGCAUCAAAGUCGUGAUCCGCACGCGUGACCACACGCCCUUCCUGGAGCACCGGGGGCCUUCAGCAUCGGCCAGGGACUGAGACCACCUCCGAGAGGACAAGGUGCACCGGCUCGGGAGCCCCUGUGGGCACUGCACAGACAGCACGGGGGGCGUGGACGUGCAGCUGCUGUACACCGCCUCCUGCACCAGGCAGGCCUGCCUGGUCUCCUGCUUCCAGCCGCUGAUGGUGGAGACCCGCUCCUGCGGCUGCUUCUUCUACCCCCUGCCUACGGGGGCCCAGCACUGCAACUCCGUGCGGCACCCGGCCUGGGGUCACUGCUUCCGCCGCCUCUGCAAGGACCUGGAGACCCACCGGCUUCCCUGCGCCUCCCGCUGCCCCCGGCCUUGCAGGGGAUCUUCGUGCAAGCUCUCCGCUGGGACCUCCAGCUGGCCUUCCUCCAAGUCAGCCGUGAGGACGGCCCCGCCCCUCUCGCCUGUGCCCCGCCCCAGGAGCAACCUGGCCAAGGUGAACAUCUUCUCUCAGGAGCUCAGCUACCGCACGGUGGACGAGGGCCCGCAACACCCAUAUGUGCCACAGCUGCUUUCAGUCACGGGCAGCCUCUGGAGCCCGUGGUUCGGCUCUUGUGUCCUCUCAGUCGUGGAGAUGCUGGAGCUGCUGCUGGACGCUGCGGCCCUCGCCCUGCUGCUGUGCUGCCGCCAGCUCCACGGGGCUCGGGGCCAGCCCAGGGCAGCCACGGGGAUGCCCGCUCCGAGCCAGAGGCCGGCUGGUGGCCGGGUAGCUGCAGGCAUGACGUCGAACGCCCGGGGGCCCAGCUCCACCUCCCAUGAUGUUGCAGGGGCUCCGGCAGGGGUCUUGGCUGGAGGUCAGCCCGGUGUGGGCCCCGGAAACUCCUGACACCUGAACCAGCCUGCGAGUGGCCUGACCCUGGGAGCUGUGGCAGCAGUGGGCUCUCCCGGCUGCCCAGGGCCGGCCAGUCCCGCCCCACAGGCCCCCCCCACCCCCGGCCAGCCGAGCCAAACCCGGGGCCCAAGAAGCAGCGGCACCAGAGCCCGAGGGCGGGCAGGCGCCAGGCGCUAGCACACAGGGCCUUCUUAGCGCAGCUGCCUGCCGGGCAGUGACCUCACAGGUCUCGGGGAGGCCUGGGGCAGGGAGCAGGGGAGCGUCCCCACCACUCGGGAGCCUCGCGUUCAGGGCGUGACGGAGCAUCUCCCGUAUGCAGGAGUGUGCACGAGUGCAUGAGGUAGGGGGGCGCCCCAAGGGAGUGUGUUUGUCUGGUGUCAGCGUCAUACAUCCACAUGUUUCCGAGCAUCAACACGUCUGUCUACACCUCCGUGCAGGUGUGUGCAGGCAUCGGGCAGAGCCCCCCUCGCUCAGGGCCAGUGGGAGAAAGGGCAGGACGAGGCCCGGGCACUCAGUGACCUGGGCCUGCUUUGCAG